Molecule: messenger RNA, 1941 nt
Organism: Leishmania braziliensis MHOM/BR/75/M2904
Lineage: Eukaryota; Euglenozoa; Kinetoplastea; Trypanosomatida; Trypanosomatidae
Exons: 1
Coding region: 1-1941 (646 amino acids)
Source: RefSeq, a predicted model, not a curated record
AUGUCUCCCUCUGCCACAGGGUCUCCGUACGUUUGCCUCUCCACACAAUGCGACACGCUGUACCGCAUUGGGUCGCAGCAGCACAACUUUGCUUUCAUCUCCGAGCAGAGCGUGUACACCCGCGCCGCCGAGCAGCUGCGCUUUUUCACGCCGUCGCCAAAGCUGUUGUCGAGCGUCGGAAGGCCUUCCAUUGGCAGCGACAGGGCCGAGCUGUGCAAGAGGGCUGGCAACGACGUAGACCCCUUGCCACCCCAUGUGUACAUGAGCGCGCAGCCACCACAUCCUUUUCCAUCCAUCGAGCGUCUUGAGGCUGCCCAACGAGCUGCACUGAAGCAGGAGGAGGCUCAAGCGAAAGUGCGUCACCGGUCUUCUACCGCAUCGGUAAUGGUAUCGGGUGACUGGGCAGCAACUACAUCGGCGCUGCACGACGUACUUGUCCCCAGCGGAUCUCUAUUGGCACAACGCACCUACCGUUACGACUACGAGGACCGCCGCCGUGAAGUUCGUAUAGGUACCACUGCAGCCGCGCCGCGUCGUGAUACGCUGGAGCAGACAGUCUGUUCAUCACACAAGGACUCGUUACAAACCUCCUCGCCGUUACUUCAGUUGAUUUUCCCCUCAUCAGUGCUGCUCCGUGCGGUGGCGCAGAUGGUGCUCACACUGCAAACCUCCUCCAGCACCUCUGCUGCGCGUUUCGCUCUGGCGCAGUACCGUGGCGCGGAACUGCUUCCAUGGCACACUCGUUUUCAUGAGGUGCAAGAGCCGGCGGCUCCGUCUACCUCACGUCUGUCGCCUGAAGCACUGGUGGUCUCCGUUCUACCGCAGGUUGUGGCAGAUCGGGUUGCUUCUCGCGCGCGAAUGUCCUCUGGCCAACUUAGCAGUCUUCGAUAUGCCUCUAGGGACGACAUGGACACUACUACUCUCUACGCCCUCACCCCUUCUGUUGAUCUCCUCACGAAUAUGGGCCCGCGAGGAGCAAAGCGGGAAAGAGAAGUGACACAGAGAGCUACACAAAAAGGAACAGCGGGUAAUGCAGCCGAAGUGAAUGUUUUGGCGGGAACUAUACUAUGCGAGCGGCUUGCGACCACGACCGAGGCGUCAGCAGCGCAGGCCGUUCCAGUGUGCUACGCCGCCGUCUCUGCUGAUGAAUUUGAAGGAUGGGCGUCAAAGGCUGGAAAGGGGAAUGCGAGCCCGCGGACUUUGCUUUCAACGGCGUACUGCGCCCCAGACACACUCUUGUACGAGGAAGAGUCGACGUGGAUGACGGACGGCGUCUUUCACCCGCUCUUUUCGCUGCCCUUGGCAUUGCCGACAGAUUCCUCUGUCGUUGCUGAUGCCAAUACGCCCAUUAUGGAGCACAACAGCUGCAGCGGAUCGCACACGACGCACCUAACAUUUCUGAAGACCAGCGCAUUUUUGUUUCUUUCGUUUCUCGUGCACCGCAGUUGGUGUGUGCAUGUGCACUCGGCUGUCACACAGGCGAUGGCGGCGCACCAGAGGCCGUCCAAUACUGAGCAACAAACAGGCUCAUCGAGGCUUGUGUUUACAGGGACUCACGUGAUAUGCCUGCCCCCUGUGCACGAAGUACGGCGCUCGACGCAGUACGAGUGGAAGUCGAGGCUAAUUUAUCGUGCUCACGAGAUGCGGACAGCGGGAUGUGCCACAACCGCUGCCGUGCGCCCCCUCGAAAGCAAUGAAGAAGUUCGUGGCGGUGCUCUUGUGGCUAGCACAGCAACGAAAUCCCUGCACUAUAGGCCAGUUGUGUGGCAGCUGGAGAUCCUGGCAGUGAGCCGAAAUGCACAGCUGCAGUGGUGCAUGUGCAACACCACUCUCGCUGCUUGUGUCGGGGCCGGCUUAGCGGUGACUCCUUUGCCACACAAUAUGGACGAAGGCAUCUUGAAUGGGUCUGGGACCCUCAGUGAGCUCCUGGAGCAGCUAUAA